CAAAAUUCGAUCGGGAAGGCAGUCAAAUAAAUCCUGGAAACAUACUGCACAUUAUAUGUGUGCAGAAUGCACCAUAUUUUUCCGGACCAGUUAACUUGCAAAAAUCAUUUGACUACCUUCCCGAUUGAAUUUUUGGCUGAAAUUUGGUAUGGAUGAACUAGACUUGAUGAGGAACCUACACAACAAAUUUGAGCAAAAAAAACCACCGGGAAGACCCCCAAAUGGAGGAGGCCGGACGGGGGGAGUGGUCCGGCCUGGCCGGACUUGAAUAUUAGUCUAGUUAAUAUAUAUUUAUAUAUAUACAUACAUAUAUAUUAAAGUAUUAAGUAUAAGUGUAUUAAUCAUCUUAUAGUAAUAUACUUAUAUAUUAUAUACUAUAAACAUUAUAUUAUAUAUUACUUGUAAUACAUUUACAAGUUAUAUAAACUAUAUAGACUUAUACACAUUCAUACAUUUUAUAAAAGUAGUUAAUUGUUAGACUUCUCAUUUAUCUAUUAAAUUAGUUAAUUGUUACAUUUCUCUACAUUUCUCUUUAAAGAAAAAAAAUAGUUACUUGUUACAUAUCAUUUAUCAUUUAACAUUAGUUAAACUAGUUACUUAUUUAAUUGCUACAUUUCUCAUUAAAUAAAAAAAGUAUUAAAUUUUUACAUUUGUCAUAUUAAUAUUAGUUAAAGUAGUUAAUUUUUACAUUUGUCAUAUUAAUAUUAGUUAAUUGCUACAUUGCUCAUUAAAGUAAAAAAAAAGUAGUUAAUUUCUACAUUUGUCAUUUUAAAAACUAGUUAAACUACUUAAUUGUUACAUUUGUCAUAUUAAUAUUAGUUAAUUGCUACAUUGCUCAUUAAAGUAAAAAAAAACUAGUUAAUUUUUACAUUUGUCAUAUUAAUAUUAGUUAAACUACUUAAUUGUUACAUUUGUCAUAUUAAUAUUAGUUAAUUGCUACAUUGCUCAUUAAAGUAAAAAAAAAACUAGUUAAUUUUUACAUUUCUCAUAUUAGUUAAUUGCUACAUUUCUCAUUAAAGUAUUAAUUAGAAGUAGUUCGAUUUUUUUGUCAAGGAAAACAAAUUGUUACACUAAAAUAUACUCAUAUUUUAGUUCGAAUUUGCUAUAUUUUUCUUAGUCACAUUUUAUUAUUACUAUUGUACUCAUAUAUAAUAUUUGAUAUCAUUUAAUAUUUGUUCAAUUUUAAAGAUGGAGCGUGGUAGACAUUCUGUAGAUGUGGGUAAUCUCCAACGCAACCGCAAGAGGGAGAUUGCAUCGACUCGUCCUACUUCACGCAAAGACAAAGGUAAAGCGCGGGCCGAGUCUUCUUUUCAAAGUCGAGAUGACUUUGAAACGGAUUACCAACGGAGAGAUGAUAUGAUGAUGUCCGACGAGCAUCUACAAAACCUAUUGUCCCAAAAUGAUCCACGCUUUGCACAAGAACAACACAUCCCGACAACCAUUGUUGAAGAGGAGCUCGAGGAUGACGAUGCGGAGGAGGACGCGGGGGGCGACGGGACUCACGGCACCCCGGAUGAUGAGCAAGAGUUGGAGGACGAGGGAGGUUCAACCCAAACUGGUAAGAAAUCCAAAUCUCCUAUUAUUGAAAACAAUUUUACAAAAAGGAAAGACAAAAAUACCGAAAAAUGGUACGCAAGUUGCAAUCAUUGCGGCAAAGAGUAUAGCUUGGGAACUUCUGACGGAUACGGGAGUCUCACAAGGCAUCUUAAGUCCGCCCAUUUUGUGGAGUACGCAAAAAUAGACAAGGGCAAGGGGAAGCAAACACAUAUAUCGAGGUUUGCAAAUUCUCAAUCCUUUGGUAAUUUCUCCUAUGAUGAUAAAAAACAUUUGACUGGUAUGUCUCAUUUAAUUGUUGAAGAAAAUUUACCCUAUAUUUUUUCCGAAAGUCUUGCUUUAAGAGAUUAUGCUCAAGGUACUUUAAAUCCUCAAUUUAGAAAUUAUAGUCGCAAAACGAUUAAAAAAGAAGUUAUAAGGCAAUAUAACUUCGAAAAAGAAAAAUUACAAACAUUUUUCGCAAGGUGACAACUCCGGUACCCAUUUAAAAAAUGGGGUACCGUACAUAUCAUGCAUUUGAUUGGUCCAAAUCAUUAUAUGCUUUUUAAUUUAGAUUUAAAUAAUUCAACUGCAUCAUUCUUAUUGGUCCAUUUGGACAAAGGUAAGGUACAUUUGGGGUACCAUAGAAUCUACCUUUUCGCAAACUUUAAUGGACGUGUUAGUAUAUGUAGCGAUAUAUGGGAGGAUACUUAUCAUCAUUUAUAUUAUUUGGGUCUUACUGCACAUUAUAUUGAUGAUGAUUGGAAUAUGCAUAAACGUGUUCUUGCUUUUCGUGAAUUCAAUGAUCGUCAUACUGCUGAUAAUAUUUAUAUUCUCAUUGAGCGUAUUUUAAUUGAGUAUAAUUUGCUUGAUAAGGUGUUCGCUGUAGGUUUUGAUAAUGCUAGUAAUAAUACUGCUGUUAUACCUAGAUUGCGUGAAUUGUGUGGUGCUUCUACAUUGAUGGGUAGGUUUUUUCAUCAACGUUGUGCAUGUCAUAUUCUAAAUUUGUGUGUACAAGAUGGAUUAGCGGCAUUAGGAAAUGCUUUGGAGGUAGUGAAGGGGGGAAUUAAAUUGAUUUGGGCUAACACUCUACUAAAAAUGCAAUGACGGCAAUAUUUGAAGGAAAGACAUGUCAAUUAUUGUGCUUUUCCUAAAGAUUUGUCUAUUCGUUGGAAUAGUGCUUAUAACUUAAUUCAAGUACUUAUUAGAUAUAAAGAUUAUUUUCCUGCUUUUUUAAGACAAACUUGUAACUAUAUUAUAAACCCGGCUGACAUCGACACUUGUGAAAAAAUUGUUAAUGUUUUGGUAUAUUUUAAUAAUGCAACUCAAACUUUUAGUCAUGUUUAUAAACCUACUGCAAACGAAUUUUUUGUUGAAGUUGUUAAUCUCGCCGGCGCUUUUUUAGAAUUUUCCGAUGCCGCUUACGUUAGUUAUUUUUGUGAUUUCAUGAAAAAAAAAAGUUUUUAAAAUAUUAUUCACAUGUUCCGCAUAUAUAUGGUAUUGCAUUUGUUCUUGAUCCUCGUUAUAAACUUGCCUCGUUGCCAAGUUGUAUAGAUUACUAUUAUGCUUCUUUUUUUUCAACUCAAGAGUUCGAUGAUAAUCCCAUCGACCAUAAACAACAAUACAACGGGGUUAGUAAUUUAUUUCAUCAAUUGUAUAAUGAAUUUCAUGCACAGUAUGGUAAUGCACCCCCUCCCAUGCCGCGAACAUCUUCUUCAUCUAAAGGAAAAUCACUUUUAAAAUCUGCAUUUAGUUCUCUUAUGAAAAAAAGUAGAGCAACUCCCGCUACUGAACAAAGCUCAGUUAACGAGCUUUCUUUGUAUCUAACAUUGAAUGUUGAUUAUGAAGUUGGGGAUGACUUUGACAUUCUUAAUUGGUGGAAGGAAAACGAAAGAACGUUCCCGGUUUUAUCAAAGAUGGCUAAGCAAGUGCUAGCAAUGCCGAUAUCAACAGUUGCCGUGGAACAAGAAUUUAGUGCGGCCGGCAACGUCCUAACCGAUUAUAGAACGAGGUUGAGCCCGAGCUCUCUUGAGACGCUAGUUUGCUUCCACGAUUGGUUGAAGGCCCAACGAAGAACUCAAGAAAUGACCAUCGCUCCCAGCCGCCACUUUAUGGAGGAAACAACCACCGAAGGCGGAGAUUCCGAUUGAUUUUUUAUUACAAAAUGUAUUACAUUUUUUAAAUGCA
Molecule: messenger RNA, 3720 nt
Organism: Cuscuta epithymum
Lineage: Eukaryota; Viridiplantae; Streptophyta; Magnoliopsida; Solanales; Convolvulaceae
Source: the annotation of a GenBank genome assembly